Messenger RNA from Prorocentrum cordatum, 1550 nucleotides. NCBI's taxonomy places the organism in Eukaryota, Dinophyceae, Prorocentrales, Prorocentraceae. The record is from the annotation of a GenBank genome assembly.
AGUUUUGACCCAGGCCUCCUGAGAUUGAGCGCCCCCUUAGCCCCGACCCGGCUCCCGACGCAUGAUGGCUGCCAUCUUCCGCGCCCUCGCGCUGCUGCACCUGCUGCCACGGCUGCUGGCCGCGUCCGCUUGUCCAGACGCGGCGUGCGGCGCAGGCGAGCCGGCAGAGGAAGCCGCGUUGCUUCAGAGCAUCUCCAGGAGGGGCGACGCCCGGAGCAUCCCGGCGGUGCCGCCGUCCCUGCUGUCCGGGGCAGCGCCUGCUCCUGGCUCGGCGGGGCCCUACCCCGUGAAGUGCUAUGCGGGCCAGAGCACGCAGUGCCCAGGCAGCUCGGACCAGUGCGCGGGCAACCAGUGCUGCCCCGGCAUCCCGUGGAGCGGCGGCAAGACCUUCCCGUGCCCAUCCGCCACCAGCGUCGAGGCCUCGAACUGUGCCAGCAGCCAGAAGGCCUGGUACUGCGCAGCGUCCUCGGCGCUGCAGGGCAGCUCGACCAGGAGGGGCGACGCCCAGAGCAUCCCGGCGGUGCCGCCGUCCCUGCUGUCAGGGGCAGCGCCUGCUCCUGGCUCGGCGGGGCCCUACCCCGUGAAGUGCUAUGCGGGCCAGAGCACGCAGUGCCCAGGCAGCUCGGACCAGUGCGCGGGCAACCAGUUGCUGCCCCGGCAUCCCGUGGAGCGGCAACAAGACCUUCCCGUGCCCAUCCGCCACCAGCGUCGAGGCCUCGAACUGCGCCAGCGUCCAGAAGGCCUGGUACUGCGCAGCGUCCUCGGCGCUGCAGGGCAGCUCGACCAGGAGGGGCGACGCCCAGAGGCUCCCGGCGGUGCCGCAGCCCCUGCUGUAGGGGGCAGCGGCAUGCUCGGCUCGGCGGGGCCCUACCCCGUGAAGUGCUAUGCGGGCCAGAGCACGCAGUGCCCAGGCAGCUCGGACCAGUGCGCGGGCAACCAGUGCUGCCCCGGCAUCCCGUGGAGCGGCAACAAGACCUUCCCGUGCCCAUCCGCCAUCAGCGUCGAGGCCUCGAACUGCGCCAGCGACCAGAAGGCCUGGUACUGCGCAGCGUCCUCGGGCGAUGCCAGGGCAGCUCGACCAGGAGGCGGCGAGCCCGGAGCAUCCGCGCGACCAGAAGGCCUGGUACUGCGCGCCGUAGCGGCGCCACAGCAGAGUGAGUUUUUCGGCACAUCCACCUGGUGGGUCACAGGUUCUGCGUUAGCGGACGUGGCUGCAGGCUAUUUUUGCUCCCCCCGCUCUCGCUCCCUCAACCCUCCCCCCACUCUCGCUCCCUCCCUGUUCCUCCCCCCCUUCCCCUCAGCCCGAUGGCCAAAGGACCGUGCCCGAUCUCAGAGCGGGAGCGGCGCGUCGCGUUGCGUAGCCGCACUUGGGUUGAACGCUUCGCCGAGUCAUUCCAGCAAUGGCAUUUGAUUUGUGGUCAACGGAGUGCCGCACGUCGCGCGGCGUACAGGCUGCGGGAGGUGCUGUACGUCCUUGUGGAGGCUUCUGCAAUGCACUGGCAGAUCAUUGAACGAGAGCGCGGUUACAACUACUCGACGCGGAGAUCCGA